GUCGGUAGAUGCAGCUUGUUGCUGUGGUUGUGUCGAGCCGAUGCAGAGCUGUCAUAUUAGCUUAGCAAGCUAACGUAUUAGCCUCUUUUUUGUCAUGUCAAGAACAAUCGGUACCGACACAACAUCGGGCUGUUAACGAAAUAAUUUCUUCACAUAUCCGCCUCUGGAGAAGGUCAAGAGGAUAGAAACCUGAGAGGCGACCACAAGAGGGAGAUGAAAUGACAACGUCAACAUUACAGAAAGCGAUUGAUCUUGUGACCAAAGCCACAGAGGAAGACAAGGCGAAGAAUUAUGAGGAGGCCUUGCGACUGUACCAGCAUGCUGUGGAAUAUUUCCUGCAUGCCAUCAAAUAUGAGGCCCACAGCGACAAGGCAAAGGAGAGCAUACGAGCAAAGUGUAUGCAGUACCUGGACCGAGCGGAGAAACUCAAAGACUAUCUGAAGAAUAAAGACAAACAGGGCAAGAAGCCCGUCAAGGAAGCACAGAGCAAUGACAAGAGUGAUAGUGACAGCGAGGGGGAGAAUCCAGAGAAGAAGAAGCUGCAAGAGCAACUAAUGGGGGCCAUCGUCAUGGAGAAGCCCAACGUCAGAUGGAGCGACGUGGCCGGACUGGAGGGAGCCAAGGAGGCUCUGAAGGAAGCUGUCAUCCUGCCCAUCAAGUUCCCUCACCUCUUCACAGGCAAGCGGACCCCGUGGAGAGGCAUCCUGUUGUUCGGCCCCCCAGGCACAGGGAAGUCGUACCUGGCUAAGGCCGUGGCCACAGAGGCCAACAACUCCACCUUCUUCUCCGUCUCCUCGUCAGACCUCAUGUCCAAGUGGCUGGGAGAGAGUGAGAAGCUGGUGAAGAACUUGUUUGACCUGGCCCGGCAGCACAAGCCUUCCAUCAUCUUCAUCGAUGAGGUGGACUCGCUGUGCGGCUCCAGGAACGAAAACGAGAGCGAGGCCGCCCGCCGCAUCAAGACGGAGUUCCUGGUCCAGAUGCAGGGUGUGGGGAACAACAACGAUGGGAUCCUGGUGUUAGGGGCAACCAACAUCCCCUGGGUGCUGGACGCCGCCAUCCGCAGAAGGUUUGAGAAGCGUAUCUACAUCCCUCUGCCGGAGGAGCCCGCUCGCGCUCAGAUGUUCCGUCUCCAUCUGGGGAACACGCCUCACAGCCUGAGCGAACCCGACCUGCGGCAGCUUGCCCACAAAACAGACGGCUACUCUGGCGCUGACAUCAGCAUCAUCGUGCGGGACGCUCUCAUGCAGCCCGUGAGGAAGGUCCAGUCUGCCACCCACUUCAAAAAGGUUCGAGGACCUUCCCGGAGCAACAACCAGCUGACAGUGGACGACCUCUUGACCCCUUGUUCCCCUGGCGACCCUGCAGCCAUAGAGAUGACCUGGAUGGAUGUGCCUAGUGAUAAACUGCUGGAGCCCAUAGUCUGCAUGUCGGACAUGCUGCGCUCCCUGGCCACCACCCGGCCCACAGUCAACACUGAAGACCUGCUGAAGGUCAAGAAGUUCACAGAGGACUUUGGGAUGGAGGGCUGAGAGACAACGCUCCACCAGAAGGGUCAAACUGCUCCCAACAACCCUCAUCACCCGUCUGCUGUUCCGUCCCACAAGCUUCAUCCCAGCGCUCGGUUCAACUCCUCAUGGAUUUUCAAAAUAAGAGACUGGAAUAAAAGAAACAGCAAGAGAACUGUUUCUUCCUGUUGGUCCUCCGGGCCAGAGGGUUGGAAUCCUUGGAGGAAGUUGAAAGAAUGCUACAUUAUUUACCAUGCUGUGAUUUUGCUAGUUGGACUAUAGAGCUCUCCUCACCCCCCACCCCUCCCAUUUCAGAUUGUUCCAUUACAAAGCUUCCCUCCACUAUAGCGUGAGGGGAGGUGCAUCAGAUCUGACUGAAGGACUGUCCUCUGCCUGUGUGCACUUUGCUUUGGGUUUUAAUGAAGGACUGACAUUUGAAGAUGGUUCUCCUGCCAGGUGUGUGUGAAUGCAUCCAAUUGUUUUUAUGAAACUCGUUUGUCUUAAAGGAAUAGUCCGGCGAAAAUUGACCCCAGGGUCUUUUUCUGCAUGAAAACUGAUCAAGUAAGACCUCCAGAGAGUUUUUAUACUUCAUUUGAAAAAUGUUUUGCCUGUAACUUACAUGCAACUCCGUUCAUUUCCGUGUCAACUCACUAGAUAUGAAUUUCCAUGGAAUUAUACAUUCCUCCUUGAACUGAACACCGGUGCAUUCGAUAAUCCACUUGGUGGACUUUCCUAGGAGAGGAGCUGGUAUGGGGGGCAGUUUGUGAGUCUUGUAAAACAGUUCCUUUUAAUAAACUUCGGGUUUGCAAACUACGUUGUUGGUGCCCUACCCUAGUCAUGCUACUGCAGAGGUUUGGUGCUAUUUCGAGCAAUGUUAGUGGUUAAAAAAUGCCGUUUGGGAAGCGUUCUGCGCACUGCCCCGAUCGAAUGCACUGUAAGCCAUUUUGGCUAUUAGCGUUGCUCCGGGCAAGCUCAAUACUGGUGGAUGAAUGAAAAAAACUCUGGAGGGCUUACUUGAUCAGUUUUCAUGCAGAAAAAGACCCUGGGGUCAAUUUUCGCCGGGCUAUCCCUUUAAUGUAUAUGUCUAUUUGUUGGGAUUUUGUUAUUUGAAGUGAAUGAAUCCUCACUGCCUCAGUGUCCCUCUGCAGCUGUCUGCAGGCGCUCAUACUUAAUAUUUACUACAAUAGAGAUGUGCUUGACUGAGAGCCAAACACUACAUUUCCUCGAUCCAACAACUUGAAAGAUGUUUUUAAUAGUUGCUCUUCAGGAAAUAAUCUCACAACAAAGUUGACUUUGGUUGUAUCACAUGUUCUUCCUCAGCAGAUCAUUUGUUUUUCUGGUAUUGUUAAAGUUCUAAUGUGUGUUGCUCUGACAUUAUGUUCAUACUUGAACUUGGUAAACUACAUUUCGCAGAACUUACAGCUUUCAAAUAUAUCCCAUGAGCUGCUGAUGAAGAUCAUGUGAUGGAAAGCUCUCAAAAUCCAUUGUCAAAGGUCAAGAUUGAAGUUUGAACCUCAGCUUUUCUACAGUACAUACUAAAGAGAAUCAACCAAGCACAUCUCUUUACAUUCUGAGUUAGUUUCCCCUAAAUGAUUCAACAGAACACUGUUUAUACCACUUGACUGACUAUAAUAAGGGUACUGUAUGUUUACACUUGAAUUAUUUAUUUAAUUCAUGUUUUAUGAAGGAUUUCUGUUCCUUUGGGAGGUAAAUAUACCUCAGACAUCACCAUAUUGUUCAUUACCGGGCUUUCCCUCUCAAGCUUAACUACUAUUUGUCCUGUUGUCAGCUUUCAGACAAUAAAGAAAGCUAACCGUGAAGCAGGACCACAGUCAGACCGUCUGAAGUAUUUUGAACCUACCGUCCGAUGUCUGCAGACUCAGAGACGGGACUUCCUGUUUGAGUGUGAGGUCGGGUAUUACCGUCCCUGUGAGGGAACUAACCCGCCGCUGACCAUUACUACUGAUUUAUCCUGCAUUAAAUAAAAUGGACACUACAAAGGUAAA
Molecule: messenger RNA, 3511 nt
Organism: Eleginops maclovinus (Patagonian blennie)
Lineage: Eukaryota; Metazoa; Chordata; Actinopteri; Perciformes; Eleginopidae
Gene: vps4a
Product: vacuolar protein sorting 4 homolog A
Exons: 11
Coding region: 219-1529 (436 amino acids)
Biological process (GO): vacuole organization; endosomal transport
Molecular function (GO): ATP hydrolysis activity; ATP binding
Source: RefSeq, a predicted model, not a curated record